UUCUCGGAGUCGCAGGCGACGCAUUACUAACAAAAGACAUAUUUAUAAUUUUAUUUAAUCGUUUAUACCAAUUUAAAUUUAUAUUACAAAAUGAGUGCUGUACCUUUGGUUGUAUUCAACAAUGGCCACACUUGCCCCGUCAUCGGCUUAGGCACAUGGAAAUCAAAGCCUGGCGAAGUGACUCAAGCUGUGAAAGAUGCUAUUGACAUUGGGUACAGACAUAUCGAUUGUGCUCAUAUAUACGGCAACGAGAAAGAAGUAGGUGAAGCUUUGAAAGCGAAAUUCGAUGAGGGCGUUGUUAAACGGGCUGACAUCUUUAUAACCUCAAAACUGUGGUGCACGAGUCACCGACCUGACCUUGUAGAGGCGGCGGUGAAGACCUCUCUUGCAGACCUCGGUCUGGACUACUUAGACCUCUACCUAAUUCAUUGGCCACAAGCUUACAAGGAAGGUGAAGAUAAUUUCCCUGUCGACGAACAGGGUAAAGCCAUCCCUUCGGCAGUGGAUUAUGUUGACACAUGGAAGGCUAUGGAGGGACUUGUGGACAAAGGCUUGGUGAAGAGCAUCGGCAUCUCCAAUUUCAACAAGAAACAGAUCGACAGAGUUGUUGAGGCUGCAAGGAUCAAGCCAGCGGUCAACCAAAUCGAAGUCCAUCCAUAUUUGAACCAAGAGAAAUUAUUUGAGCACUGCAAGUCUCUGGGCAUAGUGGUGACCGCGUACUCGCCGCUGGGCAGCCCCGAUAGACCCUGGGCGAAGCCUGGAGACCCCACACUCAUGGAGGAUGAGAGACUGAAAGUGGUCGCUGCUAAACAUAACAAGACUGUCGCUCAAGUUCUCAUCAGAUACGCGAUUGAACGCGGAAUGAUUGUGAUCCCGAAAUCUGUCACCCGAUCUCGUAUCGAGCAGAACUUCCAGGUGUUCGAUUUCCAGCUGUCUGCAGACGAGCUGCAGGCGGUCGCCGCGCUCGAAUGCAACGGCAGACUCUGUUCUAUGGGCGACGUCCACCAUCCAGAUUAUCCAUUCCACGAUGAAUUCUAGAAGAAUAUUCUUCAACCUGUAUAUUUUAGCUGCACAUAAUGUAUUGUGUACACGGCCGGUGGCCAUUUUGUUGUUUUUUUAAGUCUUUAAUAAAGAAUUUAUGCAUUU
Papilio xuthus (Asian swallowtail) is the source of this 1146-nucleotide messenger RNA. RefSeq names its product aldose reductase. The record is from RefSeq and is a predicted model, not a curated record. NCBI's taxonomy places the organism in Eukaryota, Metazoa, Arthropoda, Insecta, Lepidoptera, Papilionidae. The coding region runs from base 91 to 1038 and encodes 315 amino acids. Gene Ontology annotation, molecular function: oxidoreductase activity. The transcript has 7 exons.